GUAAGUCGUUUCUAAUAAAUCGGCAUACCUGCUCCUCUCUUCCCUUCCCUUUCAGACUCAGUUGGCUCUUCCCAUUUGUCGCCAUAUUUAUCGAAGAAGAAGCCCAACGCAUCAAAAAGCAGAGCAACCCCUCCUUCAAUGUUCUUCCGAGCCCUCCAUUAAUCAAUCAAUCAAUCUCUCUCUCCCCCCCCCCCCCCCUUCAAGCACAAUGAAGUCGAAGCCGCCGUUCUCUUCUUCUCCUCCUACUCUUUCUUCUUCCUCCUCCUCCCCUGCCCUCAUCAGGAAGGCCCGCCUCUCGCCUUACCUCUUCGUCUUACUGGCCUUUAUCCUCUUCGUCUCCGUCCUCUACGGCGAGGACUUCGCCUGCAUCCUCAGCCCCCGCCCCGCACCCGACAGGGUCCUGCCCCGACCAGUACUCUCCAGAACCGAUCAGAAGGCGGAAGAUGACCGGGACGAGGAGGAGGCGGCGGUGGUGCCGUUUGCGGUGCGGAGGACGGCGGAGGGAGGUGGCGGCUGCGACUUGUUCAGCGGGAGGUGGGUCCGGGACGAGUUGACCCCGCUGCUGUACCAGGAAUCGGAGUGUCCGUACAUACAGCCGCAGCUGACGUGUCAGGAGCACGGCCGGCCCGACCGGGGCUACCAGUUCUGGCGGUGGCAUCCCCACGGCUGCUCCUUGCCCAGGUUCAAUGCCACACAGAUGCUGGAGUCACUGAGAGGGAAGAGGAUGAUGUACGUCGGAGACUCGUUGAACCGGGGACAGUAUGUCUCGAUGGUCUGCCUUCUCCAUUCACUGAUUCCUGAAGGCUCCAAAUCCAUGGAGACCUUUGAUUCCCUCACGGUUUUCACCGCCAAGGACUACAAUGCUACUAUCGAGUUCUACUGGGCACCGUUUCUUCUCGAAUCGAACUCGGAUAAUGCAGUUAUCCACAGGGUAUCGGACCGCCUCAUAAGGAAAGGUUCGAUUAAUAAGCACGGCAGACACUGGAAGGGAGUCGAUAUUUUGGUGUUCAACACGUAUCUUUGGUGGGUCAGCGGAGAUUCUAACAAGAUUCUGAAAGGGUCAUUUGAGGAUAAGGAGAAAGAUAUAGUGGAGCUGCCUACUGAUGCUGCAUACAGGAUGGCGAUGAAGAGCCUUGUGAGGUGGGUCGAGAAGAAUAUGGACCCGAAGAAGACUCGGGUCUUCUUCACUAGCAUGUCCCCGACUCAUGGAAAUAGCGCGGAUUGGGGCGACAAAUCUGGAGGGAACUGCUACAACCAGACGACCCCAAUCGAGGAUCCUGACUUCUGGGGCUCGGAUUCUCGGAAGAGCAUGAUGGCGAUACUCGGGGAGGUGUUCAGCAAAUCGAGGGUACCGAUCACGUUGCUCAACAUCACGCAGCUGUCGAGCUACCGGAAGGAUGCACACACAAUGAUCUACAAGAAGCAGUGGAGCACGCUGACGCCCAAGCAGCUGGCGAACCCCGUCAGCUACGCCGACUGCGUCCACUGGUGCUUGCCCGGCCUCCAAGACACUUGGAAUGAGCUCCUAUAUGCUAAGCUCUUUUAUUACUCAUAGCCACACAUACCCAACACAUUGAUGGAGAUUGGAAAAGGAAAAUUGUAAAUGAUGAAUGAAAUUGCUAAAUGAUCUGGUCUCACGGAAAAAAGGAAAUUCCCAUCUGUACUUCGCGGUUCCUUGGACCAGAUGUGGGCCUGAGUUUGGGCUGCGCUGAUGGGCUUUCAUUUCCAAGUUGGGCCCGGAGGAGUGGGGUAUCUCUAAAACUAAAAUGGCCUGGAGAAGGAUGAAUUUUUCUACUUUUGGGGGGUAAAUGAAGCAUGAAGAUUUGUUUGUACUUUGUACAUUGUCAUUAGUAUUGAUACUAGUCAUUUUUGCAAGAGAUUA
This is a messenger RNA of Punica granatum (pomegranate), 1882 nucleotides long. NCBI's taxonomy places the organism in Eukaryota, Viridiplantae, Streptophyta, Magnoliopsida, Myrtales, Lythraceae. The record is from RefSeq and is a predicted model, not a curated record.